UCUUCUUCUGCCCGUUCUUUCAUCUUCUUGAGGUGCUCUAUCAGGAACACCUCUUCUUAUUAUCAAAAAACAACUUUACUUUAUGAUGAUGCCUGUAUUGCUGAGUGAAGCUUGAAAUGAGAAGGUGGCACCCUUUUUACAUACAGGCAGUCGAGCACCAUUUGGAUAUACUGUGUUUUAAGCUUUCUGGGUUUGAUUUUUUCAUUUUUGGUUUGGUAGGCUUAGAUGUACUGGUUGAAGAUAAUUUAUGUCUAGAUUUCAAUCUAAAUGUUGCUUGUAUGAAUUACUUGCAGUUAUCAAAUCAUGCUGGGAUAGUGAAAAUGUAGAAUACAGUAAAUAUUGGGGGGCUAGAAUAAAACAUUACUAAUGGUGUGGUGGGUUAACAAGAUUAUAUUUUGGGGGGUUGGGAUAUUCUUGGUCUCUCUUUGGUUUUGAGUCUCCAAAGAAUUUUCACUUUAUGUUCAGUUGGGGUUUCUGGAGUCCCAAGCUUUUUCACAAUCAUAUAUGGAGAAGAAGUAAAAGUAGAUAUUCCUCCCCUAACUCCCAAAACAACAACUGGAGAUGACAGCGGAUCCAAGAUGCUUCCCCACACUCCGUUGACCCCUCUUAACAAUCUGGAGUCGAGUUCCGAUGAGGAUUAUCAGUCCAAGAAUGAGACUGCCAAGGGAGAUGGUGGUGUUAAAGGGAGUACUUGCGGUCCAAAGGCUAGGAGAUGUCUUGAACCAGUAAUGACUCCAUCAGCCAAGAAAGUCUGUUGUCUUCAUGAUGCGUCGUCAACUCCAGCGCCGGUUCUCGAUAUUCCUAAACCCCCGGAGGAAAUGAAGUACGAUGAUCUAUGUGUGGGAAACACUUUCAAAAGCAAGGGGGAGCUGAAACUUAUACUUGCAAUAGCCAAAGUAGAAAGAAAUUUUGAGUACGCAGCUUUUAAAUCCGACAGUCAGAGGUUUAUUGCCAAAUGCAAAGACAAGACAUGCAAGUGGCGUCUGCGAGCAGUUCCCUUAGAUUCUUGUGGGUGGUGGAGACUCACAGUCGCAAACGAUGUGCACACUUGUGGUAGUAACAAAAGGACUGACCCUGAAUUAAGAACCAAAGUGGUGUCUGCUGGAAUUGCAGAGCUUUUCAAGCACAAAUUCAAAGAAUUGGAUGCGGCCUUUACGCCCAAACAACUGGUUAAGGACAUAAAAAGGGACUAUCAUGUGGUCAUCUGGUUAAGGACAAAUUCAUAAAAUGUCAGUUGCCGCACCAUGAAAGCUAGGGUUUUAUAUUUACUGAUUGACUAAUAUCCAACUAUAUGGAAAGCAGGAGCUAUAGAGUUCAAUAGGUUUCAGCUGAUCAUCCUCACUGUCCCAGACAACAUCAUUUGUAGAGGAUUUAUUUCGACAGCAAAAGGUUGCAUUUGUGGGAGGCCUUCACCUGUUUGCUUAUUGGAAUAAGUGUGAACCAGCUUCAGUCGCUACCUGCAGGGGCGACAUCUUUGAGUACCCCACUGCAAUGAGUGCAUAUUGCAGGGAUAUUUGUUAGUCCAGUACACUGGCUCGUUGAGAUUUUGCUUCACAAGUUCAGAGAUGAGCAUUUUUUAGGGGGCAUAGGGUGAAUUGUGUCCAGUAAAGUGUGUGUUUCUCUUUUUGAUUUCAUUUCUCAUUUUGGAAAAUCUCUUGCCACAAGUCCAGCUAACCACAACCGGCAACAGUUUUCAUCAACUUGUUGUACAUGAAUGAAUAGUUACUUUUCUACAUAUUAUUUUACAGUAGAACACAAUCUGGUUGAAAUAAAUUUAAGCCCACAAUCUGGUUGAAC
Molecule: messenger RNA, 1797 nt
Organism: Papaver somniferum (opium poppy)
Lineage: Eukaryota; Viridiplantae; Streptophyta; Magnoliopsida; Ranunculales; Papaveraceae
Exons: 5
Coding region: 579-1226 (215 amino acids)
Source: RefSeq, a predicted model, not a curated record